AAUUGAACAUUCGUGCGACGCGCUACGUUUCAAAUUUUGUGUAAACUUUAAAUUCUCAGAACAAAAACAAAAUGAAGUAUUUCACUAUAGUCUCAGUGAUUGCUUUGAUUAUGGCCAUGAUGAUGUUAAGCCCAGUGGAGGGCAGCUUUUGUCCCUGCAAUCUCAAAGAGAAGGGCGAGGUGUGCGGCUCCAAUGGUGUCACCUAUAAAAAUCGCUGUGAAUUCGACUGCACACAGCGGGACUACAAGAAGCUGGGCCGAAAACUGAAUAUACAAAAAAUGGGAACAUGCUGAGAUAAGAUUACAAAAUGACAAAAAACCAAAAACGGGAAACUAUGCUUUGUUUAUAUAUUUAUAAAAAUAAAUGACUAAAAAUGACGCCCCAAUUCCAAGAAUAAAUAAAUUGGAGAACAAAUCUUGUUAA
This is a messenger RNA of Drosophila willistoni, 423 nucleotides long. RefSeq lists its product as uncharacterized. Gene Ontology annotation, molecular function: protein binding. The coding region runs from base 72 to 293 and encodes 73 amino acids. Lineage: Eukaryota; Metazoa; Arthropoda; Insecta; Diptera; Drosophilidae. The record is from RefSeq and is a predicted model, not a curated record. The transcript has a single exon.